AUGAAAUCGAACCUUAACCGCUCUUGCAAAAUGAAAUGUGAUUUUGAUUGCACAUCUCUUCAUGCUGGGUUUGCACCACUGAAAAGUGCUGCGGAGAAAGCAAGACUGGAAAAAUCCUGCCCCUUGAAUUAUGAGGAAUGCUUUUGUAAAAGCUCUGCAGGAGAACAUCAGAAAAUGCUCCUUAGUGACUCAUACCAUGCAGCCACCAGAAAUACAGAUCUUGAAGAUGCAGAAAGACCCAUACAUAACAAAGAAAAUAACCAAGUAAUCCAGAGACUUGGUGAAGGUAUCUGUGAAAUAGAGGCAAUGGAAAGCAGUAAACUUCAUGAGGACAGUGGUUAUUCUUCUAUGUUAAGUACUCACUAUGCAGAUGCAAUAGAACAUGAGGAUAGUUUACCUUUGGCUGGGAAUCUCUGUGGUACACCAAAUCAUUGUCUUAUGAAGAACCAAAACCAAAAACAGUUUUCAAAGAAGACACUGUUGCCAAUAAUCCAUUAUGAAGAAGUGGUUUGCUCAACUUUGAAAAAAAAUGGUAAAAGAAAUCUCAAGUCUUGGGCUGCUGUAGACAGAAUUGUUUCUAGGGGAAAAGUUGAACUUUGUAACUUGAUUGGAAAGAAAAUGGGGCUGGAUAGAAUAGACAUUCUUGCUGAACUCUUCCAAAAGGACCUGAAGCAUAUAUUAGCAAACAUUUUAAGGCAUCUCAGCGAGAUGGAUUUAGUAAAUUUUGCCAAAGUCAGCACAACAUGGCAGAAGAUUCUACAAGAAGAUAAAUGGAUUUUCCAAAUGUAUAGCAGAGCUGUGAAAAACCUUUCUAAUGUCACUAAAGCGCCAGAAAAUGUUGCAACAAGAGAGUACGUUCUCUACAGAGUGUCCUUAGCUUCCAUUCAGAAAGCAACCCCACCAAAAUACUUGAACAAAAAAAGCACCAGACCCAAAGCAUCUAGGAAUCACAGCAGACUCACAGAGUUUUCUGAGGCUGCUAGGAACUUGAAAAACACUGAAAGCCUUAAAGCCUGCCAUCGCUGUGGCUCACCUGCCAAGUAUGACUCCUACCUCCAAAGAGCAACGUGCAAUCGUGAAAGCUGUGGCUUUGACUUUUGCACUAAGUGCAUGUGCAGCUACCACAGCUCCAGUGACUGUGUGAGCAGCAAACCAGUGAAACACACUUCUAAACCAGGGCCACUUCCUGGGACUAAGAAAAGCAAACAGAAUCUAAAGAGAUUGUGA
This is a messenger RNA of Lonchura striata (white-rumped munia), 1227 nucleotides long. RefSeq names its product F-box protein 5 (gene FBXO5). The record is from RefSeq and is a predicted model, not a curated record. Gene Ontology annotation, cellular component: nucleus. Lineage: Eukaryota; Metazoa; Chordata; Aves; Passeriformes; Estrildidae. Gene Ontology annotation, biological process: negative regulation of meiotic nuclear division; regulation of mitotic nuclear division. Gene Ontology annotation, molecular function: zinc ion binding; protein binding.